CUCACCAGGUCACCAUCGAGAGAGCGGAUCUACAAGAUUUGUUUUUUUUUUUUAACUUGAGCAAAAAUGUCGGAUAUGAGACGUAGCUCGACCAUGAACAGCUUCGUAAAUAUGGCGUCAAUAGGGGAGUUCGAUCCGUUGACAGCUGCCAUUCCCGCCACCAAAGUUGAAAUCACAGUCUCGUGCAGAAAUCUUCUGGAUAGAGACACAUUUUCAAAGUCUGAUCCAAUUUGCAUUCUGUACACUCAGACCAUUGGAAAUAGAGAAUGGCGAGAGUUUGGCCGAACAGAGGUGAUCGACAACACCCUAAACCCAGACUUUGUGCGGAAAUUUAUCCUUGACUACUUCUUUGAGGAAAGGCAAAACCUGCGUUUUGACCUGUAUGACCUUGACUCCAAGAGUGAAAACCUGUCCAAACAUGACUUCCUGGGCCAGGCGUUCUGCACACUGGGCGAGGUGGUGGGCUCUCUGGGAAGCCGCCUGGAGAGACCUUUGAUUGGGAUUCCUGGUAAGAACUGCGGGACCAUUAUUAUCACAGCAGAGGAGCUAGGCAACUGCAGGGAAUCAGUUCUGUUGCAGUUUUGUGGAAACAAACUGGACAAGAAAGACUUUUUUGGGAAAUCAGAUCCCUUCCUCGUCUUUUACCGCAGCCAUGUAGAUGGAACAUUCACCAUCUGCCAUAAAACAGAGGUGGUAAAGAACACUCUGGAUCCAGUCUGGCAGGCGUUUAAGAUUCCUGUCCGUGUUUUGUGCAAUGGAGACUACGACAGGGAGAUAAAGAUUGAGGUGUAUGACUGGGAUCGAGAUGGCGGUCAUGACUACAUUGGGGAGUUCAGCACCAGCUACAGGGAGCUGUCCAAAGGCCAGUCUCAGUUUAAUGUGUAUGAGGUGGUAAACCCCAGGAAGAAGAAAAAGAAGAAGAAAUACAAGAAUUCUGGAACCGUGACAUUGCUGUCCUGCCUCGUAGACAUAGAAGUCACCUUCCUGGACUAUAUCAAAGGAGGAACUCAGAUCAAUUUCACAGUGGCAAUUGACUUCACUGCAUCAAAUGGUAACCCGUCCCAGCCUACCUCACUGCACUAUCUGAGCCCCUACCACCAGAAUGCCUACGCCAUGGCCCUGAGGGCAGUGGGUGAGAUCAUCCAGGACUACGACAGUGAUAAGAUGUUCCCCGCACUGGGCUUCGGUGCAAAGCUUCCACCAGAUGGCAGAGUCUCGCAUGAGUUUGCCCUGAAUGGGAAUCCUGAUAACCCCUACUGCAGUGGAAUAGAGGGGGUGAUGGAGGCUUACUACCAGAGCCUCAAAUCAGUCCGACUCUACGGCCCCACUUACUUCUCACCUGUAAUCAAUCAUGUAGCCAGAUAUGCUUCCCUUGUGAGAGAUGGCUCAGAGUACUUCAUCCUCCUCAUCAUCUCUGACGGUGUCAUCUCAGAUAUGGCACAAACGAAAGAAUCUAUUGUCAAUGCUUCUUGUCUUCCAAUGUCAAUAAUAAUUGUUGGAGUAGGACCUGCUGAAUUUGAUGAAAUGAUUGAGCUGGAUGGAGAUGAAGUGAGAAUUUCAUCCAGAGGAAGAUUUGCUGAGAGGGACAUUGUUCAGUUUGUGCCAUUCAGGGAUUACAUCGACCCCAGGGGCAACCACAUCUUGAGCAUGGCUCGUCUGGCCAAAGACGUCCUAGCUGAAAUACCAGACCAGUUUCUGCACUACAUGAGAACCAGAGGCAUCAAGCCACAGCCUCCACCUCAGUCCUACACCUCCAAACCCUCAUCAGUACCGAUGCAGACCCAGAUCUAAGGUCACAAAGACAGUCCCACCACUCUCUCUUUGUCCCGCUCCUUUGGACUAACAAAGGCAUUUUUACUUUGAUCAGAGGACUCAAGCUCUUAGUAGCAUCCUGAAAUUUGAAGAUGUUUACCAAGUUGCCAGACCAGGGAAAUAGAAUUGUUUUCCCGGAGUGUCAUUGUAAGGCUUCCUGCAAUGGGAAAGAUGUGAAUUUUAUUUUUUGAUCUUCCAUAGCUCCUCUGCAUUCAAAUGACAUCACACUGUUGUCACAAAUCUCUCUUGAGAAAAAAAUGUUUACAAUUGUACUGAUUUCUACUGAUGGUUAAUUUUAUACUUUUUCAUGCUAUAAGACGUGUUUUUUCAGAGGUUAUAAAUAUGUCAGCCCAGAGACUGAAGCUGCCAGGAGAGAGGAAACCUUUUGAGUUAUUUCUGUGUGAAAAUAGGCAUGUUAAAUGUGAUGCGCAUGCAGUGUCAUCUCAGACCGAGUUCUCCCUCCACUGAAACAUGUCACACAGACAUUGUGUCUGUGAGACCAACUGUAGCUCCCAAUCCGUACCUAAAUGCCUCAAAAUGGGGACAACUUCUUCACCGACUGGACAGCCUUAUCCUCAGCACACUCACUGACGCUGCUUAAAAGGAUAUGGUGACUGUGUGUCCAGGGCCCAGCUGUCAAAAACAUGACCACAUUAUAAUUUUUAUUGUCUUAAAAUAUGCAUAUGCUGUUAUAUGUUUCUUGCCUUCUUCAUUCAAAGUAAUGGGAAGAAUUUCAUGUUAUGGUUCUAUGUCAAUAUGUUGUAUGCUUUUCUCACCCAUGAGAUUCUCAGUUGUUCAUUUGCAAGUUGAGUGUUUAUAUUUUAAUGAUGCUGAGGACAGAAAGACAUUUUUUAAAAGACAGAAACUGAGCCAUUUUGUCUUUGUAUAUGUAAUAAUCAGCAAUGGUCACACAGUGAUACAUGCAGACGGUCAGAGAUAUGCUGUGUCUUUGAGAAGGACCACAGGCAACCAAUCAGAUUGAGAAGCCUACAAUUUUCUGCAGUGUCCUUGUUUUAUCCACCUACUUGUGACUUAAGAACCGAGUUAAAUGGUGACGGUAUAUUUACAUUUAUACAAUUAUUACAGAACACAUUUCACUGCCAUUACUUCUAGUGCAAGUAAAUCCUGUUCUGCAGCACCAUACUUGUGCUUGUAUUUUACAGAGAUAAAAACUACACAAAUAAUUACAUCACUAACUGUAUAUAUUUAAAU
Alosa sapidissima (American shad) is the source of this 3024-nucleotide messenger RNA. RefSeq names its product copine VIII (gene cpne8). Gene Ontology annotation, molecular function: calcium-dependent phospholipid binding. NCBI's taxonomy places the organism in Eukaryota, Metazoa, Chordata, Actinopteri, Clupeiformes, Clupeidae. The transcript has 20 exons. Gene Ontology annotation, cellular component: plasma membrane. The record is from RefSeq and is a predicted model, not a curated record. Gene Ontology annotation, biological process: cellular response to calcium ion. Bases 67 to 1791 code for a protein of 574 amino acids.